This is a messenger RNA of Orussus abietinus, 1801 nucleotides long. RefSeq lists its product as uncharacterized. NCBI's taxonomy places the organism in Eukaryota, Metazoa, Arthropoda, Insecta, Hymenoptera, Orussidae. The coding region runs from base 14 to 1801 and encodes 595 amino acids. The transcript has 3 exons. The record is from RefSeq and is a predicted model, not a curated record.
UUUCCGUGUGACGAUGAUCUUCCCAGGAGUAGUGACAUCCCUGCUCCUGGUGGGCCUAAACUUCGAGGGGUCCUCGGCAAGGACUCGCAUCCUGGAGGAGGCGAGCACGAAUGCCUCGGACCUGUUCAAGACAAAGCACGACAACCUGAGGAUCCUGCAGGAACCGAUAGCGGUGACGAAGGGACCCACCUCGGAAGCUCGAAAGUCCGAGGUCGACAUCAGGGACGAGUCGAGCGCGAAAUUCGCCAGGAGGAACUUCAUCGAGAGCUCGACCUUCAAUCCAGACGUGCUGAACAGGUUCCUGGAGGAGUACGCGACGAGGGUGAAGAGCACCACCGAUAGGAACUUCAGGUACCCCUUCAGGGGCGUCUCGGCGCCCUUGGAGACGGACGUCCUGGUUCUCCACGAGACCAGCUCGGAACAAGCGGCGACUCUCGAUGCCGAAGAGGUCGUCCCCGGCGACAACGGGAUCAAUUCUACGAUGAUGGAGACGGUAAGCCAUGGUGACUUCUUCAUGGUCUCAGGGUGCGUCCAUAACUCGGGAAAAUUUCAGCUGAACGGUGACCUGAACGACACUCUGGAGAGGAACAAAUAUUGGGGCUCCACGUCCCACGAGGACAGGAACGGCUGGGUGACCCUGGACGCCAUCCCCUGGUCGAAGAGCAAGAUCUCCAAGUGGCAAUCCAACCCCAGCACGCAGAGACCCUGGCCGGAGAUCAAGCCCUGGGAGAAGCCAGGAGGAGAGAAACCCUGGCCCUCGGACUACUCUUCAAGACCUGGACCGUCCUACGAGAGCAACAAACCCUGGUACGAUAAGCCGAAGCCGCACUGGGCGGAGUCCUACGAAAAGCCCUGGCAGUCUCAGGAGAGACCCAGACCAGGACAAGCGUCUCGUCCUGGAUCUUUCUCGGAUAAAUUCGAUCAACCUAGCGUCCAGACGCAGAAGUGGCCACCAGAGCGACCCUGGGACCGCGAGCCAUACAAGCCCGGCACCGACAUCAUCACCGACGACCGUCCCUCCAAUUUCCCAGCGUCCUGGGAACGUCCUCGACCCUCCAGGCCCUCCUACGGCUACGACCGAUACGGGGAGAAGCCUCGCCCCGAAGAGGCCAACGACUGGGACUUCCAGCACGAGUUCCCAUCUAAGGUUGACCAUCCGACCGAGCGACCCACGAAUUACCCGAGCCUGGACCGGCCCCACUUUUCCCAGUAUCAGUACUCGAAUGACCGGCCCUCUCAUCCUUCCAGCGGAGAUGGCCAAUGGGUGCUGCUGUCGACCAACCGCGGCUACUCCAAGUCUCGCCAGAGGUCCAUCAAGAUCGAGGCCUCGCCGAUGGACCCGGUGAAGGUCGAGAGAGCCUCGCUUCCGCUCUCCACCCUGAAAAACACCAUGAAGGAGACAACCGAGCCGGAAGUCCCGGUCCUGACCUCGAGGCGCCAGGUCAGGCUGACGGUCCUGCCCUCGGUCAACGGGACCAACACCACCACCUCCCAUGGAGGCCUCCUCGAGGUCGAGAGGACCUUCAAGACCGUCGACCAGAGCCAGAGAGAGUACGAGAGGGAGAAACUGACCGCCGACGAGCAGACCACGAUCCUAAAGAAGAGGCCCAUCCGGAACACCAUCCUCAGGCACCCCUCCAACUCGGCCGUCCUGGCCGCCGUUAGCGCGGGGAUGCUACCCGCCACCAUGGCGAUGAUGAUCCCCAUGGUCCUCGGCAGGAGGAAGAGGGACCUUCGUCUCACCCUAAAGAACCCCCUCGACCUCGAUCGACUCCGCCAAAGAAUCGCGCUUCCGAUGUAG